Acytostelium subglobosum LB1 is the source of this 885-nucleotide messenger RNA. RefSeq lists its product as hypothetical. NCBI's taxonomy places the organism in Eukaryota, Evosea, Eumycetozoa, Acytosteliales, Acytosteliaceae. The annotation marks the transcript as partial. The transcript has a single exon. The record is from RefSeq and is a predicted model, not a curated record. Gene Ontology annotation, molecular function: protein binding. Gene Ontology annotation, biological process: protein homooligomerization.
AUGGUCAAUGAGGAUACUCACCAACAUCAACAUCAACAACAGCAACAACAGUUUGUUAGUAUGAGUAGUAUGAAUAGUCUUAGCAUGUAUAGUGGAGUAGGCGAAGGAUUAGAUUGUAGUGGAGUAUCAUCAACAAGUAUAGGUUGUAGUCUUUGUAAAUGUCAACAUCAUAAUAAUAAUAAUAAUAAUAACAACAACACUAUAUAUAAGCAACAACAACAAUAUAAUCAUAAUAUGUUACCAAAGAUUGAUGAACAUCAACAACAACAACAACAACAACAACAACAAUAUGUACAUAAUGAAGAAGAACAGGAAGAAGGAACAUCUAGCUCAUUGGUUAGAUUGAAUGUUGGUGGAAAGAAAUAUAUAACUACAAGAGAUACAUUGUUGUCAAAGGGAGAGAACUUCUUCUCAUCACUGCUGACGGGUAAUCUGCCGUCGAUCAAAGAGGAUGGCUAUUACUUCAUCGAUAGGAAUGGACGCUACUUUGAGUACAUACUGGAGUUUCUGAGGACGGGCUAUGUGGACAAUCCGAUCGACGUCAGCAUCGAGUCAAUCUUUAGAGAGGCCGACUUCUAUCUCGUCAAUCCAGGCUUCCAGCUGCAAUGGCUGGCGCAGCAGCUGCACAAGAGUGCGUCGGCCAGCAGGUCCAACAGUAGUAAUGAAUGUAGAAUGAUACAGAGCAAGGCAGACUCGUCGAUGGGUGCAUCGUCUGGCGAGGUCAACGCCACUCAAAGCAAUGCCGCCGCUGCCACCUCAACAAUGAUCACCGCCGCUACAAGAAGAAGACAUCAACAGCAUCAACAACAUCAACACCAACAACUGGUUAACAAUCAAGACAUUAGGUGGUCACUUGGAGGAUUGGUCGAGCGACUGUUAAAGAUA